AUGACUCUGACCGAGCAGUACACCACUCGCGUGGUCGUUUCUACAGCUGCAGCCCAGCACACUCCCGAUCGGCCAUGCUGCCGUCGUUUGAAAGGUGCAAUGUGGGCACGACGCCUUGGUGUGCCGCAUCUGUGGCCAUCCCGAGUGAAGGUCUUCUUCCUGGCAAUUUUGACGUCAGUCUUCAACUUCAGUGUGUUCCAAUACCUUCACAACGCCAAUGUGGCGUACCUGAACUUGUCUUCGCCGUCUUCCAAUGAAAUCGUGUGCAAGCUUCCCCGGGAAGAGUGCGCCAGCAAUCCAGACCCAGCGAGAUGCACUGUGGACUUGGAGGAUCGGCGUUUUUGGAGAGACAACAUCGCUUUCGUUGACCUUCUUGGCUCCCGGUCGGCUGAAGACAGCGUGAAGCGGACCAUGGCUGCCAGUCCUCGCAUGGAAGCAUCACCAUGGGUAAAGAGCCUGCGCCGCCUUCGGGUGCUUCUCUCCGAAGAAAGCGAGAUCGCCAAAAGCUUCGUGAAUAGCGAUGACCCGGAGCUCGAGAUUCCGGACCGAGAGCUCUCUGACGGCAGCAGUUUGCGCGAGAAGCAGCUGAAGGUCGUUCUGGCAGAUCUGCACGAGCAGCAUCCCGACCGCGUGGAGUGUGAAGCAAAAGAGAUUGGCCUCCUUGCAGAGUCCACAGUGGAGCUGGUUGGCGUCUAUGAGAAGCUGAGUCGUUCGGCCCAGCUGCCAGAUGCGAGCGAUGUGGCAAAGGCGGAUCAGUUCAGGGUUGUUGAUGCUCAAAAAGCAGCCCUUCUGGCAGCACGGAUGGCCCUCAAGGACCGAGAAUGGGCUCUGGUCGAAGCGAAGCAUCGUGCGCAGCAGCUCGAGGAGGAGCGUGUGCAGCAGGACUGCCGCAUUCGGGCCUUGCAGACGGCCUUGGACAAGGCUGUUUCGUCCAGGACAGAAGCUGAGAAGCGCCACCUGGAAGCGUAUUCCACAGCGGAUGCCGAGGCCGCCGAACAAAGGGGCGAGCUGAGGAGGCGGCUCUCAGAUGCGGAGGUCGCAAGGGACCAGGCGAUGGCUGAUCUUGCUGCUGUUGAGGAUCGCAUUGAGGAGGUGCGCCAGCUGGCCGAUCGGCGAGAGGAGGACUUGCUCGCCCAGCUGGCCGCUCGCGAGGCACAGUUGGAGGAGCUCCAGCAGAAGCUCGGCAAGGGGGAGGACGAACGACCGGAGAUGCCAAGAGAGGACCCCGUGGCCGUGGUCCCGCGAACGAAACCCAGCUUCCGGCUCGAAGGGAUGCCCAGCGGAGGGCUCACGGAAGAGUCGCACAUCCACGGUGUGGGUAUGGUCAUGGCCACGCCGCGGCUGCACUACGACCCGAAGCCGAAGCCUGCGGUAAAGGCGGUGGAUCCGAGGCAAUCCAAAAAAUCCGCAAGUGCGGCAAUGCCAAUGGAUUUGAAAUCCUUAGGUUUGAAUCUGACGACCCCCUGCCCGCAGCUCCCAGAUUCAGUGAAAGGUCAGACAUGCCACAAUCCAUGGCUUCCACUCCGGGCCAUGUCCGGAGACUUGGGGAGCCUCCAUACAGUGAAUGUGGGCGUGCAUCCUUUCAGACUUUGGAGCAUCUUGUUUCUCAUCCUCACGUCGCUGCUCAGCCUUGCGAUUCUCAUUCAUGAUCUGGCCCUGCUCGCAGAAGACCAGCGCCCGUUCAUCUUGUCGAUUCCCAACAUGAAGUAUGCUACUCCUUGUUUGUGGGACUGCUUGACGUGUGUUCGAGGACGGCAACAGACACGGCGAAUUUGGUCGCAGAAUCGCUGCGUUCUGGCCGUGUUGGUCAUGCUUUGGUCGCUCUUCCAAACCGUUGCUUUCAUGGUGGUGAUGUAUCCGUUUUCGCUGCUGGUGUGUGUAUAUGCGCCUGUGAAGAUGUCUCGAAUCAUGGUCUUUCUUUCAUCUAUCCUUUGUGCGAUGUGGGCCGUUGUUUUUGUGGUUUUCACCUCGCUGCUCGACACCCAUGCGUAUGCGGUCUUGUGGGGCGUGUCAGAGCCUGGCUCGUCCACCAGCUGUCUCUGUCUUUGCGAGUUUCCGCUCAGCAGGCCGGUGGUGCUGCGGAUCGUGGUUCUCGGGAUUGGUGUGUGCUGGCAUUCGAUCAACUUGACAUUGAGAGCCUUGAAAGGGCUCCGGCGAGCUCAGUGGGCCAAUAUGUUCAGCGUCCUGUAUUCUGUUCCCGUGGAAGCGUUUCCUGUGGUGUGGGAGCGGCCGCAGGAGGCCGGCGGGGGUCCCGCGAAGUGGCGAACGGAGGGCGAGGCCAUGCAGUCGGAGCCUGCCUUUGACCCGUUCUGCCUGAUGGACGAACAGCCAGAAAGUGCCUGGACUCGGGCAAUCAUCGCGCCGGUGCCGGUAAAGGACGACUCGCGCUUGAGCGUUUGGGAGCCGUACUUGGGUACUCUGGACAUGGAGAUUGGCUGGUGCGGUUUUCCACGUCCGGUGGGCGGGGCAUGGGAAAGAGACACGGACUGCGAGACCGACUCUUUGAAAAACAAGGAGGAGGUGGAGCCUGUCGUGCAGGAAGUGGGAAUCACUACAUCCUGCAGAUCUGACCAAAGUUGUCAGAACGGAACGCCACAAGGUAUUUGGUCCCGGAAGGUCAAGAAGCGGCCCCCACCUAUGCUGUUUCUUCACACAGAGGAAACGGAGGAGGAUGAGGACUUAGCCAUAGCAGAUGUGUUGCAAGGCCUGCGAGAUUGGGAGAACGAUCCCGGUGUCAAUGGCAGUCAGCCGGCAUCGGCUUCAAACACCUUUCACCGGCGGCUCUCGGAUGCUCAGGACAUUUUUCACACAGGCCUGUCAGAUCUGCGCCCGCCAACUCCGGCUUCUGGUGCAUCAGGGCCGCCAUCGGCCUCUGUGUCACGGCAGCCGACGCCAACUGAACAGAGCCACAGAACCGCCGCGGCAAUCAUCGUCGGGCGCAGGGUGUUGACGCCCGCUGGCAAGUCUGGUCAAGCCUGCAUCUCAGAUGCUGCGGAUGACUCUAAACACUGUUGCCAGCAGGCUCCCUCCACAACACAACACAAGAUACCAGGUGCGGCACUUCUUAACGUACUCGCUGUCACAUCGGGAUCGUGGAUCGGAUGUGGUCGAAUAUGCAAUAGAUAA
This is a messenger RNA of Symbiodinium necroappetens, 3126 nucleotides long. The record is from the annotation of a GenBank genome assembly. Lineage: Eukaryota; Dinophyceae; Suessiales; Symbiodiniaceae.